This is a messenger RNA of Bubalus bubalis (water buffalo), 7991 nucleotides long. It is a transcript of the gene CRADD, whose product is annotated as CASP2 and RIPK1 domain containing adaptor with death domain. Gene Ontology annotation, molecular function: protease binding; death domain binding. Lineage: Eukaryota; Metazoa; Chordata; Mammalia; Artiodactyla; Bovidae. Gene Ontology annotation, biological process: signal transduction; regulation of apoptotic process. The transcript is spliced from 4 exons. The coding region runs from base 41 to 670 and encodes 209 amino acids. The record is from RefSeq and is a predicted model, not a curated record.
UUCCACCUCCAGGUGGUUAUUUUAUUUACCCAUAACAAACAUGGCAGAAAAGGCUUCAUCCUGGCCACCAAUAAAGAUGACCACAGUACUUCCUGUGCUUGCCCUUAACAAAGAUGGAAUCAUGACUUCCUGUUCAGAGGUUCUUUGCCUUCAACAAAGAUGGUGCUUAUGGUACAGGUUCCCUGACAGUUUGGAUUCCGGUUGCAGUUUUUUUUUUUUUUUCCCCUUAAGAUACGUGUUUGCAGACGGGGAAAUGGAGGCUAGAGACAAGCAAGUGCUUCGCUCCCUUCGCCUCGAGUUGGGUGCAGAGGUACUGGUGGAGGGGCUAGUCCUCCAGUAUCUUUAUCAGGAAGGGGUCUUGACAGAAAGCCACGUUCAAGAAAUUAAAGCUCAAGCCACAGGCCUCCGGAAAACAAUGCUACUGCUGGAUAUUCUACCUUCCAGAGGUCCUAAAGCCUUCGAUGCAUUCCUAGAUUCUCUGCAGGAAUUCCCUUGGGUAAGGGAGAAGCUGGAGAAGGCAAGAGAAGAAGCCGUAGUUGAACUGCCUGCAGGAAGUCUGGAAGUCAGCUGCUUCUGGCAUUGGUUCAUUGGCUCAAAGGCCUCAGGGCGAGUGUUUCUGUCAUUGGUUCAUGGCUCAAAGGCAUCUGGCGAAAGAAGUUCAGAGAGAUGAACUUUUCCAGUGGUUGAAAACUAAUACAUCAUGGUGCUAUUAUUGAGACCCCAGGCUGACUCUAAGACCUGUGCUGUCCUACUGAGCUCAUCUGAAUGUUUGCAAAAUCUGCAGCUCUGAUUGUUUUUGUGGUUAAUGUUCUUGAACUGCCAACAAGUAAAUGGUUUAGCUAUCUAAUGAGUUGAGCCUCUUUAACUUUGUUAGGUUUCAUUAGAGAGCAUCUAUUAUUUAUUUGGGACCAUCAAUGCAUUUUUACAUUUAACUACGUAUUUGAUUUUUCUCAGGUCUUACUUUUUGUAUUAGUGAACCAAGCUUUACUAGUACCCUUUUUUUUUGGAGGGGUACUUGUCUUAUCAGAGAAAAACUUUAUUCAGGUAAACAAAUACAUGCCAUGACAAUAAAGAACUAUAUAAGUUAUUAGUUUCCCCCGUUCUUUUGUGCUGUGCAUCUUACCAGGUAGAAGUUUGGUUGUCAUAGCAAGAAAGAACAAGUAACAACUUUCUGAACUGUGGCAUUUGAGAUUAGACGGAUAAGACAGUGACCUACAGCACACUAGUUAACCAAAAGGAAUAGAGCUGCCGCCGAAGAAGACAGAGGAAGGUCUGUUGUAGCUGAGAGUACUCUUUGGCAUUUGGCCAUCACAGUGUCACGAUAACAUGAAGAAGCAGGAACCUUGGAAUUGCUUUCCUUUAUAUUCCUUUCCUGGAUAAUUACCAACCAUACUCAGAUUUUGAAAAGUCCUUUUAUUUUGCGAUUGCAUCUUUCAGCAACAACUCUUAUUAUCCUGUUAUGCAAUUUGUCUCAUUUAUGAUGCUCAGGUGGGAAAACUUUCAGCCUCAGCAAUCGUAAAGAUCACCAUGAUUGAGCAUUUUGUGUCGCUUUCACUUGUUUUGCUGUUGAGCAGGCAGGGUUCAGAGCAGGCGAAUUCUUUCCAGAUGCAUUUUUAAAUGACCGAAUAGAACCCUGGGGUCUCUUCAGGAUAGCCCAAGUGAGUGUGUGUUCUUGCCCUCUUCAUGCACGUGCAGCUUCCUGAGGUCACUCUGCAGAGGGCUCUGUGGUUGUGGGAUAAUUCCACGGUUCAUACUGAACAGAGGAGGAUGGGUAAGUAGUCCUCCAAGCAGGGAGUCCCUGGGCAUUCCAAGGUCUGCUUGUUUGGAUACCAGAACCUGUCCCUCUCCAAGAAACACACAGCGGUUAUGCUUUCCUUUGCUUUCUCACCAUCUUAGGCAUGAAAUGGAACUGUUUUCUCCCAGAAGACAAUGUUCCUGUGUAGAAGUAAAUGGUAGCACUUCACAAGCUUUGAGGAGUCUAGAGUCAGGCCUGUUAGUAACUGACACUCUAAUGACUCAACUUGACACCAGUGGCCUUCUGAGGUUAUUGAGGAGGGGAGGUAUGGGAAGUGUGGUCCCUUGACCGACUAUGCCCAGCACCCAGCUCAGCGACGGGCAGCCAGGAUGGCUGAGCCAGCCAGAGAAGCCUGCAAGCGGAUGGGAUUUUCUGCCUUGUCCUGACAUGGAAGACAGAGCACGCCAGCCUCCGCAUCAAGGUACUCAUUGGGUCUGGAGGACUGAAUGCAGCUUUGAGAUGUGCCUCUUCUUGCCAACUAUGUUCAAGGGAAAACUGGGACCCCCCUUGGGGGUUGGGGAGAGCUCUUUAUGAAGCUUUUCCUGACCAAUAUAUUCCUGGAGGAGGACAUUGCGUUGUUCUCCUGGGCUCACCUCUAACACAGAACUUACGUUAUGCUUGUCUGUUUUCUUUUUUAUCUCCCUAGACUGUGAACCCUUGAAGACAGGGAUUGUCUUAUCACUGUUUUAAUACUCAGUUUCUAUGAUGUGUUCAAUAAAUGUUUGUUUAACAAAAUACUAAUGUUCACUUCCUUUCUUCGACAUGGUACUCCAUCCUGUCCAAGGAUAGAAUUAUAUCAGAAAUUAUACCAGUUAUCUUCAGUUGGUCCUUACACUAAUGAAACCCAGUAGCAUAGAUGGAAGUAGAGUUGAAAAGUGAAGGUGAUUAUAAAAUACAUAGAAAUAUGCUUAAUAAGAAUUGGUCAGAAUUUAUGUGAAAAAGACUUCCAAACUUAACUGAGGCACAUAAAAGAACACUUGAAUAAAUAGAGAAAAAACAUACCAUGUAUAUUGGCUGGAAGAGUUGAUAUAGUUAAUGUAUCAGUAUCACUUUGUCCACCUUAGUCUAAAAUUUAAUGCUAUUACAGCAGAACUUGCAAUGGGAUGAUUACUCCAUGGAACUUGCUAAAAUAAGUCCAGAAUAAUAUUGUUUGGGAAGAAUGAAGACUGAAAAAUGGAGAUUUUUAUCUCAUCAAAUAUUAAGAUAUUGUGAACUAUAGUAAAAACAACAUAGCAUAUAAAAUAGAAGUCAGUAUAACCUGGAUUCCGAAACUUGAUGAAGACAUUUUAAGGAACAGAUGUAGACUUCAUAACCAUAGAUGUAAAAAUCCUUAAAAAAUAUUGACAAGUUGAAUCUAGCAAAACAGAAAAAGGAUAAUACAUCUUUACCAAAUUUAUCUCAGAAACUGCAGGUCAGCUUAGUGUUUCAAGCUAUGUACUUUAUCAUGUUAACAGAAUAAAAAGAAAUUAGAAUGGAAUUUAGAGCUAGCCUAAAAACAAACUUGUGUAUACAUAUGGAAACCUGGUACAAACCCACAGUUCCUUAUUUGAAACAUAUUUCAGAAUUUUGAUUUUUAAGCAAUAUCUCAUAGUCAAACAUGUUUAUUUCCAUAGCAAAACUGAUUAGUAGUGACACUAAGUGGAAUAAAGACCAGAAAUAGCAUCAACAUUACCUCAGGUAAAGCUUUGCCACCACAUAAUUUCGGUACCAAACUUAAAAAAAAAAACCCAGAAAGUUCUUUGUUUUUAAUAUCUUUAUGAUUUCAGAAUCUCAGAGAAGGAAUUAUCUACUGUUUUACAUAAAGUUGGCACAUUUCAAAUCAUUGAUGACAGGAUUUCUGAAGGAUGUUGUGAUUAUAUACUAGUCAUUUAAGACAAAAAGAAAUAAAGUUAAAUCCCUACUUUAUAGCAAAAUUAAUUUUUUUUUUUUUUGCUGUGCUGCAUGGCUUGCAGGAACUCAGUUCCCUGACCAGGGAUUGAACUCAGAUCCUCAACAGUGAAAGGGUAGAGUUCUAAACACUGGACUGCCAGAGAAUUCCUAAUGAUUUAUAAUUAGAGAUCUUACUGUUAAGAAAUUAAAGAAUCUGUAAAAGUAACAAUAAACUAUACACCCAGUAUUUAUAAUCUUGUGAUAUGGAGGUCUUUGUAAGCAUUACACCAGUGGUAGAAACUGAAGAAUUAAAAAGAUGAAAAGAGAGAUUAGAUUUAAUGAUGUAAAAAUUAACUUCUAUACAGCAAAGAACACAAUAGUAAGUUAAAAAUGAAUGCCAACACGGGAAAUAUAUUGGUAUCAUGUAUAGUAGCAGCCAAGGAGUUAUUACCCAUAAUUUAUAACAAACUCGUACAGAUAAAUAAGCAAAAGAUGAAUUCUCCAGCACAUAAAAAGGACCAAUUAUAUGAAAAGGCCAUUUGCAAGAGAAGAAAUACAAAUGGCUGCCAGUAUUCUACCAGACGGCAGUUUGGACUGUACGACGUCUCCAGCUCCUGUAGCCAGUACAGCUGGUGGCUGCUAUUUAUUGAGUGUUCACUGUGUGUUGGGGACUGGGCUGAGGGCUUUACCCGUAAUGCUUAAGGAAAUACUAAGGUACAGUUAUUUACACUUUGCAAAGACAUGUUAACGAUUUAGCGAAUCAAGGCAGCUUGUCCUAGAUCACACAUUUAAGCAGGACUUUUGUAACUCAGGACUCUUAGCUUCCAAAGUACUUGCUUUUCAGUAGACACUGACUUACUGCCUCAGUGUAUCAGUGUACUUAUGAAGUGAAAAUGCAAAUGAAAGCAACCUGAAGUUACCAUUUGUUUUGUCUAUCAGAUUGGCAAUGGUUUAUUUAUUUAUUGUUUUGAACUUUUAUUUAUUUAUUUAAAAAAUUGUUUUUAAUUACUUUACAAUAUUGUAUUAGUUUUUGGCAAUGGUUUAAAAAGGAUCCUCAUUGCCAGGGAAGCUCAGGAUGUGGAGAAGCCUGCAGUCUUUUCUAUGGCUGGUGGGAGUGUCAAUUGGCAUGAUCCUUCUAGAAGGCAGUUUGGCAAUAUGUAUCAAAAGUCACAUCCUUUGACAUAGUAUUUCUACUUCUAGGAAUUUAUCUGAAAGGACUAAUCUGACAUUCUCAUAUGUACAAGGAUAUUCGAUUCAGUAUUGUUUAUAAAAACACAAGGUUGAAGGAAGUUUACUUGUCCUUCAGUGAAAGAUGGGUUAAGUGGGUUGGGGGAGAACUGAUGACAUAGAUAGAACUGUAUUUAUUAAUUGUUAAAUAUUGUCCUACUCAAACUUAUUAUUGGGUAGAAAAAGAAAACAAAGUAAAACAAAGCAGGUUGCAAAACAUUACAUGUGGCGCAACCCUAUAUUUGAGAAACUCAAAAUGUUUAUGUAUGUGUAUAUGCCAAGAAGAAAGUCCAGGACACAGUGCUGACAGUCGUGUAAUUAUAAGUGACUUAUUUUCUGUAUAUUUUAUGAAAUAUUUAUUGAUUUAUUUUUGCUAUACACAUAUACUCUGGUUUUUACAAAGUGCUUAAAAAUAUAUAUAAUCUUCUGGUACUGCUGGAACAUCCCAACUCGAAGAUUAAGCACGAAACUUGGGGAUCUCAUCCAGGUCUGUAAAUUUGCUUUUGUUAGCAGGUAUUUAGGUACUUCCUGUACUUACAUUUUACUCUUUGAAAGUUGACACAGGCAUGAGUCUACAUAAACAUAUGAUUUCCUAUGUGUUCUUCCAAGAAUUGCCAGACUUCUUUUUCACUGAUUGUGUUUGAAGUCAUAGUUUGCCAGCUAUUUGGCUUACAAAAUCCAGUCAAUGUGAAAUUGACGUGAAUAAACUUUCUAAUAGAUAUAAGGAAGUCCUAUUCACGUUUGCCCAAUUGGGAGAUCAAGGUCAGAUGGCUGAUAUCUUCUUAAUAAUAAAUAGAGUUUUCAAAAGUAGUCUUUAUAAAUUGUAGCUGAGGCUCAGUUUGUGAAGAAUCUACCUGCAAUGCAGGAGACACAGGGUAUGCAGGUUCCAUCCCUGGGCUGGGAAGAUCCCCUAGAGGAGGGCAUGGCAACCCACUCCAGUAUUCUUGCCUGAAGAAUCCCAUGGACAGAGGAGCCUGGUGGGCUACACUCCUAAGGCUCGCAAAGAGUUGGACAUGACUGAGCGACUAAACAGGAGGAGUCCUGCCCCAGAAAAUGGUUUAGAAAAGUAUUAUUUCUCAUAGGGAAGCAGUCAUGUUGAGAAUAUAUUAAAAGGUUUGAUAUAACCCAGAAUUUACUAUAAAACUGUGGAAAUUAACAUAAGGCACGUGAACAGUUUGCACAGCGCUUUUCAGCACCUUUCUAACCAUUCACAUUGUUUAGUGAUGAGAACUGUGGACUAAGGAGUGUAUAUUUUGGUCAUGUUUGAGGAUUUGGAUGCAAGGAUUUGAGUCCCAUUAGAUUGAACUGGCAGUUUAAGACAUAGAUUUUUAAACUGCUUACCAAAUGAAAGGGAAAACACUUGGUAGUGAAAUUGCUGACUGUAGACAGUUCUAGAGGCCAUCUAUGGUAACAGAACAAGGUGACAAUCACUGAGCAAAUGAUUAGUAAUGGGCUCUUAGAGACAGUGUCUUUAUGUAGUAGUUAUUUUAAAUUAUCUUUAAAGUGGUUUAUUGACCCUAUUCUGUUUUGACAUUCUCUUUGAAAGCUGCAAGUUACACUGAUACUAUUUAAAUAGUGGAACUCUUCUGUAGCAGUGAAGAAGAUGCAUUUUGGACACAGGUAGACCCAGGUUAAAAUACAAGUUCGACUACAUGGUAGUUUGUUGGCCUUUGGCAGGCUACCCAAUCUCUCUAAGUCCCUCUCAGUUUCUUCAUCUCAGAAAUACCAACCUUACAGGGCUGUUAAGAGGACUAAAUGAGAUAAUUCUCAUAAAAAUCUUAAUAGCAUCUGACUCAUAGUAAAUGCUCAGGUUGCUCUAAUUAUAUAGUUCAAUCUCAUUCAGAAUAUUUUUUAUAAUAUUUUGUGGCAUAAUGGAAAGAAGGGAUGUUGUACUGUGUAAUGGAUGCACGUUUGAAUCCAGGCUGUGUCCAUUAAUAAUUCCAGAAUCUUGGGCCGAUCACUUACGUGCUGAGCCCGAGUUUUCUCCCCUGUGAAACAGGGUCUGUAAUACUUACUUUGUCAAAUGUUGUGAGGAUUAGAGGUGAUAGGCCAAGUGUCCAACUCUUAUGUUUGGAGCAAUGCAAUAGAUAUUCAAUGAAUGAUAACUAUUGUCGUUGCUAUGAAAGCUAAUAAAUUUCAAAGAACAUCUUAAGGGCUUUUUAUACUUUCUCUCUUUGUUUUUACCUUUAGUUUCAUUUCUUUAAGAAACUGGGUACACAUAACCAAAACUAUGCAAUAUUAGAAAAGUUUAAGAAGUUGUAUAAAAUUGAUCAUAAUAUUACAUUUGGUAAACCAAAAGAACAAGAAUCUGAAGUAAUGAAUUAUAUUACUACAGAAGAAUGUGUACCCAGGGCCCGUCCUUGGGGUAGUUUUUCUUCGUAAAGCUGCCUGUCACAAUUACUGGAUUUGUUUGCUGGCUUCCUCCCAAUUUAGCAGAUAAGCUCUAUGAAGGCAGGAACUCUGGUUAUCUUGUUUCCACUACUGUUUCCCCAGCUAACACUGGGCUUUAUAUUAAAUGCUCUAAAAAUAUGGAAUAGAGACUGGCUGAAGCAAAUUUAUGCUUUAUUCAGUCCCUUCUUGAAUCUGAUUCUAACAAUGCAGGCAGUUUAUGAAAUGGUGCAGGUAUCCCAUGUUUUACUAAUGUUUAAAUAAGAAAGGGGAAAGCCACUGCUAAGAUUUGGAAAGUUAGUAAAGUAGCAGCAAAAAAUGAUGAGGGGCAGAAGAAACAAGACCCAGUACAGAACUGGGGGAGAAUUGAAUAAAACAAGUUAUGUGUCUUUGUGUCCUUUUCCCACUAGACUUUAAGGCGUUUAAAGUCAAGCACCAGAACUUGUUUAUUUCCUGUAUUCUAAAAUGAAGCACAGUUUCUGGCUUUUAGUAGCUAUUGAAUAAAUGGAUGAAUGAAUGAAUGAGAGACAUCUCUUACCUUUGAAGUGGCCUUCUUGUGUUCUUAAUGCUGAAAUUAGAAAAAGUAUAGAUCCUUAUUGCCAAAUUCAGACUUAAAUUGAAGAAAGUAGGAAAAACCACUAGAUCAUUCAGUUACCACCUAAAUCAAAUCCCUUAACGAUUAUACAGUGGAAGUGACAAAUAGAUUCAAGGG